Molecule: messenger RNA, 3077 nt
Organism: Cylas formicarius (sweet potato weevil)
Lineage: Eukaryota; Metazoa; Arthropoda; Insecta; Coleoptera; Brentidae
Product: wee1-like protein kinase
Exons: 7
Coding region: 117-1721 (534 amino acids)
Biological process (GO): protein phosphorylation; mitotic cell cycle
Cellular component (GO): nucleus
Molecular function (GO): non-membrane spanning protein tyrosine kinase activity; magnesium ion binding; ATP binding
Source: RefSeq, a predicted model, not a curated record
CAAAUCCAGAUGCGUCACCUCGCAUAACCGUUUCGUUCCGAUGGUAGAGAAAGCGACACCGUAAAACGUUGUUUAUAGGUUUCGGUGAUUUUUGUGUUUUUGUGAAUAAUCCAAUAAUGUCUACGUCCAGUAGUGUGCACGAAGACCUCCGGGACUGGGAAGCGGAAGAUUUUAAUUCGUCAGGCUGCGGCGACAUGUCGUUUGAGAUAUCGGGCGACAGCAUCGUGAGUCCGCAACCCGUGAGGAAAAUGGGCGAUUACGUCCGCUGCGAGAACAACAAUCGGACGCCGGCGCCGACGAAACUGUCGUUCAGUCCGCCGUACAAAAGGGUCAGAGCUUUGAAACUGCUGGACAGCCCGCUGACGCCGAAGACGAUAGUCCAAAAAAGCUUCGCUUCCAGCACGCAGUUGCCCAGGAGCAGGCUGUUCAGCGACAAACCGACGUCGGUUCCGAGCUCCUACACGCAGAAAGAUGACAAGCCCCACGCGAACGUAAACCCCUUCACGCCCAAUGGAAUGCUUUUGUCCAAGAAGAGGACGCGAUCGAUAAGGUCUCUGGGCGAGUCUCCCAUAUUUAAACCGUCAAAACUAGAUUUGAAUGAUUCGGACGCCUCGGACAUUGAAAUCGAACAACCGACGAAAAGAAUGGCCUUGCAGGAAAGCAACAUCCCUCGGUAUCAUAGGGAGUUCCACGAAAUCGAACUCAUAGGCAGGGGGCAGUUCGGGUCGGUUUUCAAGUGUGUCAACCGCUUGGACGGCUGCGUGUACGCGAUCAAAAAGUCCACGAAGCCGGUGGCGGGCAGCUCCUUCGAGAAAACGGCGUUGAACGAAGUGUACGCGCACGCGGUCUUAGGGAAACACCAGCAUGUGGUCCGUUACUAUUCGGCCUGGGCCGAGGACAAUCACAUGAUCAUACAGAACGAGUAUUGUAACGGGGGCGCCUUGUCCGAUAAAGUCGCUCAGGAGGCGCUUAGUGCCAUCGAACUGAGACGUAUGCUGUUGCACGUCGCCGAGGGCCUCAGAUACAUCCAUUCUGAGGGUCUGGUACACUUGGACAUAAAACCUGGGAACAUAUUCAUCUCCAUCGAGAAAAAGAUAAACAUUACGAACUACGACUCGGCCGACGAUGGGUUCGAAGAUGUGGAGGAGGGCUCGUUGUACGAGGAGGAGCUGACUUACAAAAUAGGCGACCUGGGACAUGUGACCAGCCUCAGCAAUCCCCAGGUGGAGGAGGGAGACUGCCGUUACUUGCCUGACGAGAUACUCCACGAGGACUACAGUCACCUGACGAAGGCAGAUGUGUUCGCUUUGGGAUUGAGCGCGCUCGAGUGCGCAGGCGCGGGACCCUUGCCCAAGAACGGACCUGAGUGGCACGCCCUCCGCCGAGGCGAGAUACCAAAACUACCCCAGAAACUGACCAAGGACCUCCUCGAACUGAUCAAGUCUAUGAUCCACCCAAACCCGAUGGAACGGCCCAGCACGGUGCAACUGCUCCAGCACCGCGCCCUCAACCCCGACUGUAGCAAAACCAAGGCCGCCCUAACCAGGGAGUUGCACGCUGAAAAGAUGCGCAAUGAGAUGCUAGUCAAACAGUUGAAGGAGGCGGCUUUGUGUAUCAAAACGAUCGCCAGUGACAGCAUAAAAGUACCCAACAUCGCGAGGCUGAGUUCGCGGCUCAUAGGGAAAAAGGUGAACAGGAGCGUCAGCACGACCACGUUUUAGCACUAUUUUUUAAUUUUUAGGAGGGGGGGGGGUUGAGCUAUUUUAACUUUAUUUUGCCAUUGUUUUUUUUAUUCUCAGUAUUUCAUUUUUUACAGAUUAACUUUUGAAGUACUUCGUUUAAUAUAUCAACAAAAUCGUAUUAUUAUGAACCCCUUGCCACAUAGGGUAAAUUUUUAUUAGACGAAGUUGUUUAAGAAUUACCGGGAGAAGAAUUCAUUUCUCGCGGCGUGCAUUACUUUCUUUAUUCUAUGUGAACGUCGGCCGCCUUAUAUACAAUUUAUACGCGCGACACUGAGAUUUCUGGUGCUUUUUCUAUUACGCAUUAAAGAAUUUUAUGGAACUAACAUUGCCCACAUUGCGCGUUAACCUUAUGCAAUAAGCAGUAUACUUUAGGAUGUAGUUUUCAAGAGGAUGAUGAUACUUGGUUGUCUCAAUUUUUUUUUCGUGUUAUUCAAUUUGGAAAUCACCAAUUUGGAGUUGCUGGGAGCACGUUAUCCUUUUUUUUGUGAUACGAUAUGUAAAAUAGUGUUAGUGUUUGAAACUCAUGGCUGUAUCGGAUGUUAACGUUUUGAGUCGCUCUCGUUUCAAAAUUAAGUUUAAUACUUUUGUCUUAGCGGUUGUUGGAUGGUAUGUAUGUGAUAAUAAUAUUUUGUAAGCCAUAGAUAUAAAUGCGUCUCAUUAUUUUAUUACUAAGUUUUUUCUUUGACUCUGCUGGCUGAAUCGUCUAGCCCAGGCUAUUUUGUAUACAUUCCUCUUUGAAUAUGUGCCUUUUAUUACUUGUAUCAUUUAAUUUUUAAUGUUAUUUUAUAUUGUCAAAGUACCAAAUAUAUUUUAGAACAAACUUCGGUUUUAUUUUCGUAUGGCCGAUGACGACUGUCGAGGGAACGCGACGUCAUCGCCUAUUAGAUAAUAUUCGCCCUAGUACGGUAAAGUUCAUGCGGCUCAGAGGCUAUUGAUAACCAACAAACAUUUUUGCACCAUUUCCUUUCUAAGGAGCGAUUUCCCCACACUUAACUCGUUUUCCCAGGCUUAUUACUUAUUGGCAAUAUUGGUUGUUGAAUGCUUCGAGGUCAUUGGUUAAAACGAAUUUUUAAAUUUCGCGCAUUCGCGUGUUUAAUGUCGAUUCAUAAUUUCCAGCAUUAUUGGCUAUGAGGGGAAUGCAUAGCAAUUUUCACACACUUAGCUCAUAUCCGCAGAUUGUUUAACGAGACGUAGGCAAAUUUUGGGAAAAUACUAUAGUAAAAAUGCUGCAUCAAAACUUAUUGACGUUGGUUGUUGAAUGCUUCAAGGUCUUUAGUUAAAAAGGAAAUUAUAUAUAGACCUUUUCAAAAUGUUUCUGUAUUAUCUGUGUAAUGC